GCUGCUGAAGGAGAAGCUGCUGCAGCGACUGUGCUGCAGCAGAAGCGACUGCCUGGCUGCUGCGAGCUGAAAGCAUCUCCAUCUUCUCCACCUUCUUCUCUCACAUCGGUUUGACGUUCAGGCAGGACCUCCUGGACCUGCUGCAGACCCACACUGAGCCUCAGCCUGCUGCUGGCCAUGGACUGAAACCAGGUGAGCUCCUCCUGAGGCGAGGAAGGCAGUUCGGUGUGGGACCUGCUGCUGCUGUGUCCUGAGUGGGUGUGUCACGGCGUCCUUCCCUUUGUCUCUCUGCGAUGCUCAUGAACGAGCCUUGCCUUCAGCCUGUCCUCACCAGACCCCCGUUUGACCAGCCCAAUGGCCACCAGUCCCAGUGGUCCCCCACAAUCCAGCUCCAUGGAGGAGACCCAUCAGGAGGAGCAGCCAACGAGCAAACAGCCAGACAAAGAGGCUUUCCCGCCUGCUGCAACUCCUCAAGCAUCCAGCGAGGAGCAGCAAACAGCUACGGCAACUACAGAAGCCCCAGAGGUCAGACAGAUAGAAAAAGAAAAAUCAAUCGACCACCUGACGGUGAUCAGUGAGAGCACAGAGACCAGUAACGGCGUCACUCCUGUGAGGAGUAAAGCGUCCCCCGUAGUGUCCUCUGUGUCGCCCAAGUUUCACGUUAAACCAGGCAGCCAUCUUAAUGGCCGGCCCAGCUUGGGCAGCCGGUCCGGCUCGUUGGCGAUGGGCUCCCCGAGGCCCUCGCUGACGCGCCAGCCCAGUGCCAUCACAGAGGUCACUGGGAACGGAUCCAAACCCAGGGACUACCUGUUCUUCGCCAUCCUGUCCUGUUUCUGCCCCCUGGUGCCAAUUAACAUCGUAGCGCUCACCUUCUCCUUGAUGUCUAGGAACAGCCUGCAACAGGGCAAUGUGGACGGAGCUCGCCGUUUGGGUCGCAAUGCCUUGGUGCUGUCGGUUGUCUCCAUUUUAGGAGGGAUUGCUAUCAUUACUGCAGCAAUUGCCUUCAACUGGGGACGGAUUUUGAAAUCCUGAUCCGAUGUUUCUGCACAGAGAGUCGAUGAUCAGAACCACAUCCAAACACGGCACGGUUCGCCCCCCCGUCUCUGAAGCACCAUCAUUUCCACCCAUCGCCACCGGAUGGAAACACCGCCGUUCUUCUCUUCCCGUCUCUUUUAUUUCUGCACGACAUUGAGCAUGAUCUGCCUGACGCUCUACCUCCAACAGAAGCAGCCGCCUCUGUCCCAACGCACCGCCUGACAGGAGCAGGGCGACGGAUGGCUGCUUACUGACUGGUUUCUCUCCCGUCAUGAAAUCAGGCGUCUCUCUUUGGAAACGAUACAUUAUUCAGACGGUGAAAGAAGGAGGCCGGUGGAUUUCACGCUCUGAUGCCAAAAAACAACAAUCUGGGAGACGAAGCUGCUAUGAAACUUUUACUGUGAAGCAAAAACUGACAAACAUAACUGGAUUAGUCAGAAGGUCACUGGAGGUCACAGGUUCUUUAUUUCUCACCUUUCUCUGAACCAACUAUCCGGUUUGCUUCUUGCGUUUUGGCUCCGGUUGGUUACUAGAACAAGGUCAGUCAGACGCCAUGUUGAAUUGGACGGUCCUCUGGGUGUUCAGUCGGUCACAUCAUCAGAACUCAGGUAAUCCAUGUGAAGCUAAUUUUACACCCUGCUAAUUCAACGUUUCUUAUGAGCGGACACCCGGGUAGGACAAAAUGGACGUCUCCCCUCAGACUUAGGGAGGAGUUAGAGUCAAGGUGUUGCUCUGGUCUUUGGUGAGGAAGAAGGACUGAAAGCUGAAGCUCUAGAUGAACCGCUCAUCCGCGGUCCGGAUAGACGGACCUUAGAUGGAAGAACUAAUCAUGGAUCUAUGAGCUGAUAUUUGCUUCUUCUGCAGAGUGGCUGGACUCUGACUGAGGGAUAAGGAGAGGAGCUCCACCAUCCUCCUGGAGGAGCUCCUCCUCUAAAGCAUUGACUCCUCCCUCUGGGGCCACAUCCCACAGAGGCAGACCCAGAACUCUGUAGAUCCCAGGAUCUCCUUUGGAUCCUGGGAAGGAACUGGACACACUAGAUCUGUUGCGUCUUGCAGAGCAGAAAGAUUCAGGUUAUCAUCAACAUUCAGCUGGAACAUCUCCUACCUGAUGGCCUCCAGCCCUGAUAAAGCAUCCCUCUAAAGUGACUCUGAGUCCAAAUUUAGCACCAUAACAUGACAGAAAAUCAAUUUUUCUCCUUAGAUUUGACUCAAACUAAAUGAAUGUCUAAUCAUCUGCUAUGAUGAGGAAACUCUGACUGAUUAAGGUCUACAUUCAUCUCCUUCCAGUGAUGCUUCUGGUUUCAAACCCUCAGCUUUGUCUUCUGAGCCGGAUGUUUGCAGUCAGCUGCAGUAGCGACUGAUCCCAGGUCAGCCUCACAUUCAGCCAUAUUUAAUGAAUCUGUCUGACCGCAGCGUCUUUGCUUACUGGGCCUGCAGUGAUGGCUCAGAUGAUUCUAUUCAUUAGGGAGCUAAGGUUACGUCUACUCUGCAUCUCUGGGUGUUUCUGGCUCUGAUCGUGGAUCCGUUGCUCCUCCUGAUUUCUCUGAUCUGCUUUCCUGAGUUUAGCUUCGUUUCGCCUCAGAAGCAGUCGACUCUUUUUUCCUCUCCCUGCAGGAAGCUUUCCGCACCGAGCUGCUUCCAGCGGGAGAACCGCAGGUUCACCAUGAAGACGUGUCCGUUUGGGUCUGAACCACAACUUAUUACCAACAGUCAUAUAAGUUCAUACUUAUAUCACAUCAGCAGCGACCUGUCAGCUGAAUGUUAGGACAUCAGGAAGGUUCUGUGUCGUGUGUGGGAUCCCUGUUAGAGCUACCAGGCUUUUAGGUGUAAAAGGUCUUUCCUUUUCACCCCUUCUGCUUCAUGUAGAACUGCUUCCAGUUUGCACAAUGAACUCACACCUGGCUGGACAGGUAGCUGCACGAAGGAUUUAUAGCCCCACAGUGAAUGAAAUGUCUGUGAUGAUGCUGCAGCCCUGCAGGGCUUCUGGUGCCAAACUCUGAAAUCAAACCUGGUUAUUUAGUAAUUGGAAAUAAGGAGCAUUUUCAGUGGCUUCAUGGUGUUCCGGAACAUUGACCUCUGUGCAUGCUAAUUAACUCUUUGGAAUGAACCCAGAUGAACUGAGCUGUACCAGAACCAGAAUCUCCAAUAACCUGUGCAUGUUUACAUCCUUUACAUAUGACGGUACUUUCACUCAGCAGCACGGCUGCCUGAGAAACACUGUAAAUAGAUGAAAGUUCUCCUCGUCCUCGCUGUGGUUCUGUGUGGCAGGUUUUGGCAGCGAUGGUUGAGCUCAGGUUGUCCUGUUCAACACUGAAACAACACGAUGGCCUCUUCGCCGCCAGAGGAAGGAAAAAAACAGGUUUUCUAGACAUAUUUCGGUGAAGGGUGUCUGGAUUGGGUCCCGGUUCCUUUGUUCCUUUUGGUUCCUGAAGUCCACCAUAAAAACCUACUGUUUUGUUCCCUUAGAACCUGCGACCAUUAGCAGGAAAGAGCCAAUCCUCAUGGCUCUUGAUGUUCUCUAGGAACCCUUCUCUGGUCAUAGCCACUAUGGGUAUCUGUGAUUCCAGUAUAGGUCUCUAUCGCCCCAUUUCCACUCCCCUCUGAAACCGAUCCUUGCCGAGCUUGGUUCCUUAUGUCCGUUUACGCACCACGCUAGCACGGUUCCUCGCCUCCUAGUGGCGAUCUACGGUACUACUGCUCUCUAGAGGGAAACAAG
This is a messenger RNA of Cyprinodon variegatus (sheepshead minnow), 3751 nucleotides long. Its product is annotated as proline-rich transmembrane protein 2-like. Bases 355 to 1032 code for a protein of 225 amino acids. The transcript is spliced from 5 exons. NCBI's taxonomy places the organism in Eukaryota, Metazoa, Chordata, Actinopteri, Cyprinodontiformes, Cyprinodontidae. Gene Ontology annotation, cellular component: membrane. The record is from RefSeq and is a predicted model, not a curated record.